Messenger RNA from Botrytis byssoidea, 651 nucleotides. RefSeq lists its product as uncharacterized. The transcript is spliced from 2 exons. NCBI's taxonomy places the organism in Eukaryota, Fungi, Ascomycota, Leotiomycetes, Helotiales, Sclerotiniaceae. Bases 1 to 651 code for a protein of 216 amino acids. The record is from RefSeq and is a predicted model, not a curated record.
AUGGAUAACACCCGUCAAGAUUCCGGAUCAAAUGCCCACCGGGCUGCUGGCACACCCACUAUCCAACAAACCAGCCGAGGAACCCAAACAGGCACUUUUACAACACAAGUCGCGAUUGCAGCACAGUUCGACUCUUUUGUGCUUUUCAGAAAUUUGCCAGCCGAAUUGAAAGCAAAGAUCUUGAACAUCGCCGCCCGAGAGGUUCGUCGUACCAUCGAGAUGACACCACAAGGAAACCACCGAGGAUACGCACCAGCGCUUCUUGGAGUCAGUCGUAUGGCCCGUGAAGAGGCUUUGAAAGUUUACAAUGCCUUGCGACCAGGAUCUUCACAGCCUAUCUACUUCAACCCGGACAAUGAUACCCUCAUAUUGAAUAUUGCACUAAGGACGUCAACUAUUUCUCUAAGAGUGCCCCCUGCGUUAACACCAAUAGUAUUGCCACCAUCUGGAAUGAUUCCAUUCUAUUUAACAGUACCUGCGCUGACACCAAUCGUAUUACCACCACCUGGAAUGAUUCCAUUUUCAUCAACAGCACCUGCCCUGGGUAGAUUUAGGUCUGUCGUAGUCCUUGACCUUAGUAACAUGCCCGACUUCCAAGAAUGGUUGAUUUCUUUGGGAAUCAAAUCGUUUGUAGUUAGGUUAGGAUAUUAA